Messenger RNA from Dermacentor andersoni, 5691 nucleotides. RefSeq names its product pancreatic lipase-related protein 2-like. The record is from RefSeq and is a predicted model, not a curated record. Gene Ontology annotation, biological process: lipid catabolic process. Gene Ontology annotation, molecular function: lipase activity. NCBI's taxonomy places the organism in Eukaryota, Metazoa, Arthropoda, Arachnida, Ixodida, Ixodidae.
ACGAAGUGUGCGUCGCGGCUGGUACCCAGAGGGCGCUCCUUCUCUUGCGUGUGUACAUAAAGCGCAUCGUAAGUCGCGUUCAUUGAGGCUGCCAGAGAGCAAGCCUUGUGGCCUUAUUUUUCUGCUACGCCUCUUCUCUGGCGUUCAUCUUUGGUGGCAUUUUCAUCGAGAACAUUCUUGGCACGUGGUGCACUAUACGGAGCCGUCCAGCAAUAUACCACCAUGAACUUCUUACCCAUACUGAUGGCAUUGUAUGGAUUCAAGUCUCCGGAUGGAGACGACGCGGAAGUGAUGGGCCGCAGCAGCCUGCGGCAGGCGGCGCCGCACCACUACGAGCUGCGAUCGAACGUCGUGCUGGAUGACCCGGCGUACAUGUACGGCGAGCUUAGCAAAGAAGACUUCGGCGACAUCGCGCUCUCGGUGAAGCGUACCGAGGAGACACCCUACUUCGCGUACUCCGAAGCGGCGAAGCAACUGACCUUUCCGGACCUGCCCGGACACUUCGACAUCUCCGGAAACCUCAAGUACUUCGUGCCCCAGAGCCCGGACAAGGUGAAGCCCCGGUUCCUGCUGCAUUCCAACAAGGCCUCGCAUCCCGGCAAGCUCCUCUUCGAGACGGGCUUGGAUUUGGGGGGUUUCGACACGAUGGCAUCGCUGGUCGAUCCCGGCCAGAAGCUUUACAUCAUCGUGCACGGCUUCCUGAGCAGCGCCAAGACGAAUUGGAUGCAGGACAUGAAGGACCAGAUACUGGACAAGGAAAACGCGUCCGUCGUUCUCGUUGACUGGAGCAAGGGCUGCGGCUCGGUUCUGGGCUACAGCACGGCGGCGGCCAACACGCGCAUCGUGGCCCGUUCGCUGGCGCUGCUGGUCAAGACGCUGGUGGACGCCGGUGCGGUGAAGCCGGAGCACGUGCACUACAUCGGCCACAGCCUGGGCGCCCAGACGGGAAGCUUCUUCGGCAAGGACGUCAAGCAGCUCACGGGACGGCUCGUCGGACGCAUCACCGGUCUGGACCCCGCGGGACCGCUGUUCGAGUCUUACGGCGUCCAUCUGACAAAAGACGACGCUGCCUUUGUGGAUGUGCUACACACGAGCAUCGGCCGCGGGUGGACGGACGUGGUCCAGGGCCGGCUGGGAAUGAGCACCAGUUGCGGGCACGUGGACUUCUAUCCGAACGGCGGCAGAGAGCAACCGGGCUGCUGGAGAUUCAGCUCCUGCUCGCACUCGAAGGCCACCGAGUUCUACGCCGAGUCGGUGCGCGAGUGCGACUUCCCGACGCGCUCGUGCAAGAGCUACGCCGACUUCGUGGCCGGGAAGUGCGCGCCCAGCUGCGAGGACGGCCGCACUUGCGGACACAUGGGCCACCCGGCCAGAGUGCCGCUGACCGGCGACCACUUCACGAAGACCACGAAGCAGCAGUGCCCGCCCAGGGUCAUCGGCUACAACCUGCGGGCGCAGACCGCGACUCGGAUGUUGGACCCGGACGCGAUGCUGGUGAACUCGCUGGGACGCUCGGCGAAGAUCCUGCUCGAAGAGGCCACGCCCGAAGAACGUCGGGAACUGCUGGACGCGCUCAGAGAGGAAAUGGCUGUGCGCACGGGUCAGCGGUCCCCUUAUGAUGGACAACAAUGGGACUGACCACUAGAUCGACCGCUAGAUCUGCUCUUAAUUUUGUCUUUCUCUCUCUUUACACACACACACACACACACACACACACACACACACGCACACGCACACACACACACACACACACACACACACACACACACACACACACACACACACACACACACACACACACACACACGCACACACACACGCACACACACACGCACACGCACGCACGCACGCACACACACACGCACGCGCACACGUACACCGUAGAACUGUUGUACUGUUGUAGUACUGUUGUAAAAACUUUACCGCGCGUUUGUACUUUAUUAAGUGCGGAAGUUGGGAAAUUCGAUACUAAAGUUCGCAUCGAAACGCCGAACCUGACGUAAUCGAUAUUAUUAUCGUCACACCACGACCGAGCAGAAUUUGCUGUCGCUUUGUAGCAAUAAUGUUAAAUACGCGGCCUUUUACUUUCUACGGAAUUUUCUCACGAUAAGCUAAAGCUCUGCCCUUCGUGUAUAGUUCAACAGACUAGGCAUAAACUUCUAACCAUGUAUGCAUUUUCUGGAUUUAUAGAAACAGUACCGUUUCCGUCGACUCACUCGACGACACGGGUUAAAACGGCGGGGCGCAUGGGGAAUAAUUGUUUCCGUUCAUCCACCCGUUGCUCUCUUUCUGACCAGGGACUACACACUUGUCGUGCGUUAAGUGUUCGGUGAGUGACAGUGCGGGAAGCUAGUGGUGUACAUAAGGACAACUUAAUAUCGAGAACGAAUGGACGAGCGCAGGGAGGCCACGACGGCGACGACGGAAAAGAAGAAUGAAAAGAAGGAAAAGAAGAAGAACAGAGACACUGGAAGAUGCUUGUUGCAAACGAGCUCAUAGGUUCGUGACAACAGUCUAGCGAUGGAAAGGUGGAGACAAUCAACGCUGGAGAUUGUUGAGCGCCUACCAGUUCCCCUCCCACUCACUCUGCUUCGGAGAAUUAGACGAUAGGAGAUUCAGAAAUGGAAGACGCAGAACAUAACAUUCUGGCUUUAAAAAAAAAACAGCUAUUUCGACUAUCAGUGAGGAUUCUUCCUUAUUUCUCCACUCGGAAUCUAAGAAAUGCCAGUCUUAGUUUACUUUCGAGGAAAUUGUAUUGAAGACGCCUCUUUCGACUGCAGCUUCUUCUUCAUCAUAGGAUCGUUGUAGGUACUUAAGUGGAAAUGCCGCUCAAUAUUAUCAGCUUCUGUAGAUAUGGUUUCUCUUACUAACCAACUUUUAAUACAUGUAUGCAGAAAACUGGUUGACAAUGGAGAAACAUUUCCCAUAAAAAUUUUAUGGAUCUUUCUGGCUAUACCGCGCCCGACAAGAAGGGGUGGACUAGUAAUAUUUAUUUCUCCUUAAAUGUAUCAUAAAGCUAAAGUUAUAUUUGUACUGAUCAAUCCCGAGUACAAAAUUCUGGCUGUAGAACUCAUUCUUUCUGGAUGUUGCCCACUUUAUAUCGUAAAUACUUAUUUCCCUUCCGGUGUGCAGUACACUAGCUCGCUUGACAGUGUUCUAGAUAGCUGUGGGCGUGAUCUUUUAUUUUAAAUUCGCACCAUGUUUCACGGGGUUUAAAGAUAGAUUCAUUCGGUAACUGCUUGCAGAAUUAGUCAUUAGACGAUAACCUUUCUUGUGAAAAUUUAGGGUCAACUACAGUUGUGCGUCCCCUUUCUUAUGGACAUAAUCCUAAUCCAUAAGAAAGGGGACGCCAAAGACGCAAAAUUAUAGACCGAUCAGCUUACUGUCCAUUGCCUACAACGUAUUCACUAAGGUAAUCGCAAAUAGAAUCAGUAACCCCUUAGACUUCUGUCAAUCAAAGGACCAUUCAGGAUUCCGUAAAGGCUACUCAACAAUAGAACAUAUUCACACUGUCAAUCAGGUGGUAGAGAAAUGUGCAGUGAUAGAGGUGAUAGAGAAAUGUGUGUGAUAGAGAAACUCGCCAGCCUUCGUUUGUUGCGUCGAACGUGAAGUAGAGUGGGCUGGUAGGUGGGCCAAUCCUGACAUCAGUGCACGUUAUGAACAAGCUUUCGGGGAAACUCAGAUUUCCGUAUACAAAUACAUGUGAAACGCCGAAAUACUUUUAUAGGCAACCGCUGGACCGAGUUACAGAAAAUUUGUGCCAUUUAAGAGAUGAAUGUUAAAUUCUAGUGACUUUAGAAUGCAAAAGUUAGAGCUAGCACUGUGAUGUUUCUUUGUAAAGGUAGCGCGAAAGUGAAUGCUGCUUAAUUGAGACACAGGCGACAACGGAUAAUAAAGUCCUAGGUUAAUUACCAACACUAACGUGGGAUUCGCGCUAGCGGUCACAUCCAGUGCGUCACUGGCUAACUAACGAGAAGAAACACCGCUUUUGGACUUCUCCUUCAACGUGUAGGGUUCUAUGUUGGUGGAGCAUGUGUCGGGGUGAAAAACGGAGGCGGAAGGAGGUGAAGCUUUGUAGUGUGACGUAGAGAGAGGGCAUGUGACAACUAGAAAGAUUAGUGGGCACGAGAACGGGACGCCAGAUCAUGGAAAGUCUGGGCAACCGUUGCCACUCACAAGGCUGGAAAGUUGCUGUUCCGGACGCGAUCAGACAAACGCCAAGAGUCAACCCGAUUACACGGGACGUGCACCCGGAACAGAACCAGUGGAAGAAGAGUGGCCAGUGCCAGAGCUCUGCUACACACCCGCUGAGACGAAACGGGGACACGGUUCGUUGACACCGCGGAAUACGCAGAACGCUUGCGAUUGGCGGUUGCGGUCGUCUAUUCGAGAGGCAAAACGCGCAUAUCGGCAAAUGUAGCGUGCGAGCGCGCAGAAGUUGAGGAAGCGGCGGUGGCAUCCGCCCUCGCGGAUCCGACGUGCACGACGGUUCUCUGCGACUCACGGCAAGCGGUCAGAAACUUCGCCGAAAGAUAGAUCUCAAGGAGAGCGGCCCGAACCGUGAGCAAUCGACGACUCCAGCGGGAGGUAGAAUUUCAAACCAGAAUCCAGUGGUUCCCGGCAAACACGGGAGAAGUAUCGGAGACACAUCGCAACCGAAAAGAGACGGCACGCAAGCUCGCGAACCGCGCCGGCGACCGUCUUCCAUGGGACAGCACCAAAGACUGCUUGACCAGCUACAACGAAAUUGCCAAGGCGCUCUGCCUGGCCCGCCGAACUUUCCCUCCGCCCAGCGACAAGCUGGACAGGGCGCAGGCAGCGGCCCUCCCGCAGACAACUGCAGACGCUCACGUACCCUAACCCGGCACAAUACUACAGGCUCUACCCGGUACGUACCCGAGAAAUAUAUGCAAGGUCUUCUACACCGAUGUAGCCACUUUAACUCACAUGCUCUGGGUCUGUAACAAAAACCCGCACGGUGCUAACUCCGGAUCGCCUCGGUGGGCCACUACCUUGCGCUGCCUUAGCCUCGGCGAUCAACUAUGGGGCGUCCAGCAGGACCGCGAGGUGACGGCGAGUCAACACCUCGACGUCCCCGCCUCGUCCCAACACCUCGACGUCCUUGUCGAUUGUGAUAUUUGACUAUGAAUUCGUACGAACUCUCCCAACUAUCAGUUCCACAGAAUACUAACAUCGAACAAGCCAGAUUUUUCAUCAAUGUUUCUCAUGCCUGCAAGAGACGAUAGAUAAGCUGAGCACAGUAACUGCAACUUUUCGAAAAUUCGCGAUGUAUACGGUCAACGCUCGCUAUCAUGUGUAGGGUGCAAGAAUCGAAUGAAGUGCCCGGCUUCAUUAGAAAACUUCCAAAUGCUGUUGCAUCAUUAAAAUAUCUCUUUAAAUAAUGUAUAUGAGAUUGCCUGCUUUUUUUCUUUGCUUUGUAUUGCAAUUUACGCUGGCUUUUGUAGUAUGGAUCCAAAACUAGCCACACAGGCUAAGGAUCCAGAUGGCAGUGUCAAUCAUAUUGCAUCACAAUGUGCCGGAUAAAGAUUUCUUUGUUUCUUCACACUCGCAGAAAAAAAAACCGCUAAUUAAUAUUUCUGUCUUUUAUACUAUUAGGUAAAAAAACGGUAAUGUGAAGUGUAAUAAUUUUUACCUGUUCUGCGUAGACGCAAUAAAACAUUCUGAGCGUGG